This is a messenger RNA of Cooperia oncophora, 291 nucleotides long. Lineage: Eukaryota; Metazoa; Nematoda; Chromadorea; Rhabditida; Trichostrongylidae. The record is from the annotation of a GenBank genome assembly.
AUGACUCAAAUACGCCAGGAACCUGAAGACGAAGCACAAAGGUCGUGUGUCAAAGUAAUGGUACUAUUCGGAAUUCUAACUAUAUGCGAUAAGACACUCGAAAAAAUUCCAUUGUACUACGAUUUCAAGCUAUUACUCGCACUACUGCUCUUUGUUGAACCCGUCAGAUUGAUCGAUAAAAUUAGAGAAUUGAUAUACGGAAAGAAUGCACAAGAAAGUCGCAUAUUUAACAAGAAUGAGAUGGAUACGCUUAAAAGUAGCAAGCGCUCUCCAAGACCUGAAAAGCCGUAA